Lactuca sativa (garden lettuce) is the source of this 3419-nucleotide messenger RNA. RefSeq lists its product as uncharacterized. Lineage: Eukaryota; Viridiplantae; Streptophyta; Magnoliopsida; Asterales; Asteraceae. Gene Ontology annotation, biological process: protein phosphorylation. Gene Ontology annotation, molecular function: protein binding; ATP binding; protein tyrosine kinase activity. The record is from RefSeq and is a predicted model, not a curated record.
AUGGCAAAGCAAAUAAUGUCUUCAUCAAACUUCCUACUAUUCUCUCUAACUCUACUAAUUAUCACACUCUCCCCCAUACCAAAUUUUACUUCUGCUUCUUUAGAGGAAGCUAAUGCUCUUCUUAAAUGGAAAGCAAGCCUUCAAAUCCCAAAAAACUCCUUGCUCUCUUCAUGGAUUCCCUUCCCUUUGAAUUCCAGUGCAUCAGUUCCAUGCACUUCUUGGUUUGGAGUAGUUUGCAAUGCUGAUGGGAGCAUUCAGAAGUUGAACCUCACAUUAUCUGGAUUAAAGGGUACGCUUCAUCGAUUUUCAUUCUAUUUGCUACACAAUCUUACACAUUUUAAUCUCAAUCUAAACAACUUGUAUGGCCCCAUCCCACCAGAAGUAAGACACUUGUCCAGACUUGUAUAUCUUGACUUUUCAUUGAACAAGUUUUCUGGAGUAAUCCCACCAGAAAUAGGAAACCUGCACCAGCUAACCAUCUUGUCCUUAUACUCGAACAAUAUCUCUGGUCUCAUUCCUAUUGAACUUAGCAAUUUGAAGUUUCUCACUCAUCUUGUGGUGUACAAAAAUCAACUUAGUGGUUCUAUUCCUUCAUCAUUGGGUAAUUUGACAUCUUUGAAUGUCCUUUAUUUAUACCAAAAUCAACUCUCUGGCCCCAUUCCUGUUGAACUUGGGAAUUUGAAGUCUCUUGUUGAGCUUGACGUGACUGAAAACCAACUUACUUGUUCUAUUCCUUCAUCAUUGGGUAAUUUGACAUCUUUGAAUCUCCUUAAUUUGUACCAAAAUCAACUCUCUGGUCCCAUUCCUAUUGAACUUGGGAAUUUGAAGUCUCUCACUGAUCUUGAGGUGAGCAUCAAUCAGCUUAGUGGUUCUAUUCCUUCAUCAUUCGGUAAUUUGACAUCUUUGAAUUUCCUUUAUUUGGACCAAAAUCAACUCUCUGGUUCUAUUCCUCCUGAACUUGGGAAUUUAAAGUCUCUCGUUGAUCUUGUGGUGAGCCUCAAUCAGCUUAGUGGUUCUAUUCCUUCAUCAUUCGGUAAUUUGACAUCUUUGAAUAUGUUUUAUUUGGACCAAAAUCAACUCUCAGGUCCCAUUCCUGCUGAACUUGGGAAAUUAAAAUCUCUCACUUAUCUUGUGGUGUACUACAAUCAACUUAGUGGUUCUAUUCCUUCAUCAUUGGGUGAUUUGACAAAUUUGAAUGCCCUUUAUUUGGACCAUAAUCAACUCUCUGGUUCCAUUCCUAUUGAACUUGGGAAUUUGAAGACUCCCACCCAUCUUUUGGUGUACAACAAUCAGCUUAGUGGUUCUAUUCCAUCAUCCCUAGCAAACCUCAGCAAACUACAGUGGCUAACACUCGGUGAUAAUAAACUAUCUGGUCCCAUUCCUAGUGAACUUGGGAAGUUGAAGUCACUCACUCAUAUUUCGGUGGUCAAAAAUCAGCUUGGUGGUUUUAUUCCUUCAUCAUUUGGUGAUUUGCUAUCUUUAAUUCUCCUUUAUAUGCAUCAAAAUGAGCUUGCUGGUCCCAUUCCUGGUGAACUUGGGAAGUUGAAGUAUCUCACUGAUUUUCGGGCUAACAACAAUCAAAUUAGUGGUUCUAUUCCUCCAGAGUUUGGAAAUUUAACUCAACUACAAAGACUUAAUCUGUCUUCGAAUCAUUUGGUUGGUGAGGUCCCAAAGGAGUUUGGGAAGAUGAAAAAUAUGUUGGAUUUGUCCUUGGCUGGCAACCAACUUUCAGGUGUUAUACCUCUAGAGCUUGGAUUUUGUGAGCUCCUUGAAGUACUUGAUCUAUCCAAAAAUAGAUUGAAUGGGUCGAUUCCAAGAAGUAUCGGUCAAUGGGCACAAAUCCACUACUUGAAUAUUAGUAAUAACAAGCUCAUUGAGAAAAUUCCAUCCGAGAUUGAUAAAUUAGUUCAUCUUGUGGAACUCGAUUUAUCUCAUAAUUUUCUCACGAAAGAGAUACCAUCUGGAGUUCAAAGUUUGCAAAGUUUGCAACAAUUGGAUCUUUCUCACAAUAGACUAUCCGGUUCUAUUCCUGAUGCUUUUACUAAUAUGCCUAACGGGAUUUUUAUCAACCUUUCUUACAAUGAGCUCUCAGGUUCAGUCCCCUCUUGCGCUAACUUUGUGAAUGCGUCCUUAGAAAGCAAUCCAGAUUUGUGUGGGAAUAUUACGGGAUUGAAACUUUGUCCAAGUCAGAUUGUGAAGAAGAAAAAUGAUCCCUUCCAUCAUAAGCUUAUCCUUGUAAUUAUGGUCCCUCUUAUCGGGACUCUUAUACUUGGUGUAUUCAUGUAUGGCCUCAUUGCUUAUCAACAACAAAAGAAAAAGUCUCCACAAAAACCAUCGGAUGAAGAAAGUGGUGAUUAUUUCUCAAUUACAAGUUUUGAUGGAAAAGUAGCGUAUGUUGAUAUCUUGAAGGCAACAAAUGAUUUCGAUGAAGCAUACUGUAUUGGGACAGGAGGAUAUGGGACCGUGUACAAAGCCGAGCUAGAACCUAACAACGUGGUAGCUGUCAAGAAACUUCACCCAUCAUCUGAGAAUGUUGAUCACAAUGGAUUCCUUAAUGAGGUACGAGCAUUAACGAACAUAAGGCAUCGAAACAUUGUGAAACUCUAUGGAUAUUGCUCCCAUGUUCGCCACUCAUUUUUGAUUUAUGAAUACCUUGAAAAGGGAAGCCUUGGAUCAAUCUUAAGAAGCGAUGUCUUAGCAAAAGAAUUGGAUUGGUUGAAACGGGUAAAUAUUGUAAAGGGUGUAGCUAAUGGUUUGGCUUAUAUGCAUCACGACUGCUAGCCUCCUAUAAUUCAUAGAGACAUUUCCAUUCCCAACAUCCUUCUUGAUUCUGAUUAUGAGGCACAUAUUUCUGAUUUUGGGACCUCCAAGCUUUUAAAGCUAGACUCAUCCAACUGGACCGCAAUUGCAGGCACAUAUGGUUAUAUCGCACCAGAGCUUGCUUAUACGAUGGUGGCAAAUGAGAAAUGCGAUGUGUAUAGCUUUGGAGUUGUUGCACUAGAAGUGAUACUGGGAAAGCAUCCAGGAGAUCUCGUAACAUCUUUACCAACACUGCCUUCUGAUUAUCUGGUGCCAGAAAAUGUGGAAGAUAGUCGGAUACCUCCUCCUGCAUCCCAAGUUGAGAAACAAGUUAGGUUGGUUCUGAGUCUCUCAAGAGCAUGUUUGAACUCCAAUCCACUUGAAAGACCAACAAUGCAGCAAGUUUCAAAUCUGUUAAUGAAGGAUCUGCUUUGAAUUAACAUGUCUUGCCUGAUCAAUAUAGUGUACUUUCGGUGUUCUUUACUUUUCUUAAGUUCCCUAUAUGCACCCUGCCAAUAUGUAUUCAUUUGAAUGGCAUUUUGUUAAGAAACUUCGCAUAUGCUUGUAGUUAUACUUCUAAAAACACACUACUGGAAACCAAGGACAACGCCAUACAAGCA